Messenger RNA from Scatophagus argus, 4178 nucleotides. RefSeq names its product colony stimulating factor 1 receptor, b (gene csf1rb). Gene Ontology annotation, molecular function: macrophage colony-stimulating factor receptor activity; cytokine binding; ATP binding. Gene Ontology annotation, cellular component: signaling receptor complex; CSF1-CSF1R complex. Lineage: Eukaryota; Metazoa; Chordata; Actinopteri; Scatophagidae. Gene Ontology annotation, biological process: multicellular organism development; positive regulation of kinase activity; cell surface receptor protein tyrosine kinase signaling pathway. The record is from RefSeq and is a predicted model, not a curated record. Bases 74 to 3181 code for a protein of 1035 amino acids. The transcript is spliced from 22 exons.
GGGUGCUGUCGCUGGUCGACUCGGAGGAAGUUUGUCUCCUGCAGUUUGACUUGAACAGCCACCAGGAAGCGAGAUGAAGGCCUGCUGUGUCCUGCUGUCCAUCGUCCUCAGCUGCUGCUCGGCUGAAGAUCCUCCUGCUCCUCCGUGGAUCCGCCUGAACUCUGACUUCCUGCCAAACCAAACCGAGGUGGUCCUCGCCGCUCACUCCGUCUUCACCCUCAGUUGUAAUGGUAGUGGUUCAGUUAGUUGGUCCAGUACUGCCUUCCGUUUUCUGUACCAGGACAGACUGUCGGAUCUAUUGGAGGUAAGCAGGUCGGACCCCAGACAUACUGGGACAUACCGCUGUGGAUACACCCACCAGAGCUUGGGACAUCUGGUCACUUGGAUCCACCUAUAUGUCAAAGAUGUGGCUGACUCCUCCAGUGUGUUCGUCACACCUCGCAGCACCCCUAAUGUCCAGGAAGGCCAGGACUUCUUAUUCAUGUGUCUGCUGACCGACCCAUCAGUCACUAACCUCACUUUCGAAUCACUGGGCGGCAUGGGAGGGAGCGGGCGGGGCCUGCCUCUGGGCAUGAACGUGACCUUGGACCCUAAGAAAGGGGCCCUGAUCCAAGACCUGCAGAUGUCAUUCAACGGGCGCUAUGUUUGCUCAGGCUGGAAGGACGGAAAGCAGUUCAGAUCAAAACCUGUGGACCUCAUGGUAGUCCGCAAGUUGCGACAUCCUCCUUCCGUGUCUGUUAGUCAGGAUCAGUUGGUCCUUCUGGAAGGAGAGAAGUUUGAGGUCAGCUGUCUGAGCAGUAACCCCAACCAUUUCUUCAACCUCACCUGGACUCACCCAAACACAAAGACGCUGGACGUCACUGUCACCCGACACAUUGUCAACCACCGCCUGUAUAUCAACAGCACUCUGAGGUUCUCUGCUGUCAGCAGGGCAGACAGUGGAACAUACACCUGUACAGGUUUCAAUGAAGCUGGAGUUGCCAGGGCAACCACACAGCUCAGAGUUCUGGGUGGUCCCUACCUGAAGAUCUACCUGCUGCCAACGCAGGAUGUUAAUGCUAUAACCAAGACCACAAUCGCCAGUGAGGGCCUGGUUGCUAACAUUAGUGGCAUGCCAAUGGACACAGAAGGAGAACCAGAAGAUAACAUUAGCAGUAGUUCCCUAGAAGAGAAGAGGGAACUAGUUGCUAACGUUAGCAUGAACAGAAUGGAUGGGAAUGAGGCUAGAGGUGCUAACAUUAGUGGCAGAAGCACAGUGGAGGUGUAUGAAGGUCGAGAUGUGAUGCUGACCUUAGUGACAGAGGCAUAUCCUCCAGUCAGGGACCAGCGCUGGACAACACCAGCAAUAAUCAACAACAACAACAUGGUGUACCAGGAGAGCUACACUGCAAACGGCUACAGGUCGGAGGCGAGCUUACUACUGCGGCGGGUUCGUCAGGAGGAUCGAGGUCGAUACACGUUCCACUUUUCUAACUCAUUCUUCAGCGGCUCACAGGACAUUGACCUUCGAAUUUAUCGUUCUCCGACUGCCAUCAUCAGUGAGGAGAACGACACUCUGUCCUGCAGCAGCUCUGGAUAUCCACUUCCCACAAUCCUCUGGUACACGUGCCCUGGGCUCCAUGACACGUGUGGGAAUGCUUCCACCUAUCAGCUUUCCCCAGGUGAUGUGACCUCAAAGGAGGAUGAGGAGAUCAGGAAACACCUGAACCUCCCUCUGUCAUCUGGUGAUGAUGUCACGGUGGAGUGUGUUGCUUACAACAAUGUGGGCGAAUCUCGCAAAGUCAUCAAUCCUCGAACAUCUCAAACGGUCUUCACGCCUGCUCUGAUUGGAGCUUUAAGUGCAGCUGCCGUCCUCCUCCUGCUCUUAUUGGUCGUCUUUUACAAGUGGAGACAGAAACCCAAAUAUGAGAUUCGUUGGAAGAUCAUCGAAAGCACCAACGGGAACAACUACACCUUUGUUGACCCCACCCAGCUGCCGUACAACUACAAAUGGGAGUUUCCCAGAGACAAACUUCGCCUCGGUGCUGUUUUGGGUUCGGGGGCAUUCGGGAAGGUCGUCGAGGCAACAGCGUACGGUCUGGGAACAGAUGACGUCACACGAGUCGCUGUCAAGAUGCUCAAACCGAGCGCUCACUCUGAGGAACGUGAAGCUCUGAUGUCGGAGCUGAAGAUCCUCAGCUAUCUUGGCUACCAUGACAACAUCGUAAACCUGCUGGGCGCCUGCACUCAAGGAGGCCCCAUGUUGAUGAUCACCGAGUACUGUAGCCAUGGUGACCUUCUCAACUUCCUGCGGGCUCAUGCUCAGGAUUUCGUGGCAUCCAUUCUGAGUGUGAACGACGUGGAGGGGGAGGCCUUUUAUAAGAACAUGGCCGCCCAGCACGCCAGGCUCAGGAGUGACAGCGGGAUCUCCUGCGGUUCAGACUAUCAAGAGAUGCAACCGGUUCUGCAUCCAGGACAAACAGACCUGGGCGUGCAAACAUGUGGUCUGUCUGUUAGUGACCUCAUGAGGUUUUCCUGCCAGGUGGCUCAGGGUCUGGACUUCCUUUCCAGCAGGAAUUGUAUCCACAGAGACGUAGCAGCAAGGAACGUCCUGCUCACUGAUCACCGCGUGGCAAAGAUCUGUGACUUCGGUUUGGCCCGAGACAUCCGCGAUGACGACAGCUACAUCGUCCAGGGAAAUGCUCGUCUGCCUGUGAAGUGGAUGGCUCCAGAGAGUAUCUUUCAGUGUGUUUACACAGUCCAGAGUGACGUCUGGUCCUACGGAGUCUUACUGUGGGAGAUCUUCUCGCUGGGUAAAAGUCCCUACCCAAACAUCGCUGUGGAUACCAACUUCUAUAAGAUGAUCAAAGAUGGCCGCCACAUGAAUCAGCCAGACUUCGCUCCAGCAGAAAUGUAUCAGCUGAUGACACUCUGCUGGAGUUUGGAGCCCACAGACAGACCAACCUUUAAAAUAAUUGGUCAGCUCAUUAACAGGCUCCUCCCCUCCACCAAUGACAUGUCACCGCACCAGAGUGACCAGCCGUACAGGAACAUUGAUGAGUGCAGAGAAGAAGAGGAGAAAGAGGAGGUCAGAGGAGGAGACGCACUGAAGAGAGGAGGAGAAGAAGAGCAUGGAGAGCGCCGUGACGACAAGGAUGACGAGAGGGAGCCGAUGAUGAAGAACAUCUACCACAUGUCCUGAACGCCUCAUCCAAUCAAAAUGUGUUUCAAGACAUCCCAAAUGAAACCUUUAUCGAACAAUCAGUUAAGGUGCUAUUCAAAACUCUAUAUUGUAUUUUUUUUUAACGUGCAAAACUUUAUUUACUCGUACAAAACAGGUUUUCUGGCACUCAGUAUUUCCUUCUCUUCACUGUGUGUGCAGGAUUCUGAUUCUCAGUCUCACUUUUUUGUUUUGAUUUAUUUUACUUUUUACAGUCAUAUUUUUGAGAGACUCAGCAUGAAAGAUCUGAAUCUUCAUGAAAACCAACAUGUUUCAAUUGUGUGUAAUUUUAAGACAUAACUGACUAACCUGAGAGUCAAACUUCAGCGUCCGAAGCGACGCAGCAGAGACGACCGCUGACUUAACUAAUGUUUUUAUGACAUUACAACAUUAUUAGCAGAAUCUGAGCUACGGAAAGUGAGAAGCCGCCUGUCAGAUUAUUGUUCAACGACGUUAUCUCGAGAUCAGUUAAUUACUGUGUUAUUUUUGAAAUAACAAAGCUCAUUUUCAUCUUCUUUUUGCUUGCAACAUCCGUCAGAGAUCAGCAUCACGUAGCAUCUUGACAGCAAAAUGUCAGAUCAAGGAAGACUCAGUAUUGAUCAACGCGUGAAGCGUGACACUGUGUUGUUAUGAAGUUUCAUCAUAAAUUGUUUCAUCAUCUUGAGAAACUGGCCUUUGGUUUUCUCAAGAUAAAGAGAUAAAUUACCUCAUUAGUGUGAGAAAACAAGCUUUGUUAUCUUGAGAUAACAGCGUUAAAAACAAUAACUGGACCUUCGGUCUUUCUCAACUUCCGUAUUGAAGUCAUUUUGAUUUUGAAUUUAAUUUUGAAGUUUAUUUGUGUAUUUUAAACGACGUGUAACCUAAAAUGUGUCCUCUGUGCCUGAUCAGAAGUGUGAUUUUUAUUCUUUUACAUUUUUAUCAUCACUUUCUCUUUAUUAUCAAAAUGUAAAAAUAAAUUGCAGCUCAUGUCAGACUGAGA